GGCCAGCUCCAUCAUCCUCCUCCUCUCUCUGUCGUCGCUUCCUCGCCAUCGUCACCACCCUCCUCCAUCCUCCUCCUCCAUCACCAUCGUCGUCUCUGGCUACAGCGCGCAAGGCAGUGGGAGCGAGAGACACAGAGACAGAGACAAAGACAGACAGACAGAGAGACACAGACAGAGAGACAGACAGAGACACAGAGAGCGGCUUCACGAAGCGAAGUAGGUUUCGCGACGCGAGAUGUCUCUCAACAAGGUGACCAUCGACAAGGUGGACGUGAAGGGGAAGCGCGUCCUCAUGCGGGUGGACUUCAAUGUUCCUAUGAAGGGGAAAGAGAUCACCAACAACCAAAGGAUUAAGGCGGCAGUGCCGAGCAUCCAGUACUGCUUGGAUCAUGGGGCCAAGUCGGUGGUCCUCAUGAGCCACCUUGGCCGUCCCGACGGGGUCCCCAUGCCCGACAAGUACUCGCUGGGACCUGUGCAGCCCGAGCUGAAGAAGCUGCUGGGAAGGGACGUGCAGUUCCUGUCGGACUGCGUGGGGCCCGAGGUGGAGGCGGCGUGCGCCAGCCCGGCCACCGGCUCCGUCCUGCUGCUGGAGAACCUGCGCUUCCACGUGGAGGAGGAGGGAAAAGGCAAGGACGCCGCAGGGAACAAGAUCAAAGCAGACGCAGCCGCCGUUGCGACGUUCCGAGCAUCGCUCUCCAAGCUUGGAGACAUCUACGUGAACGACGCGUUCGGCACCGCCCAUCGCGCUCACAGCUCCAUGGUCGGCUGCGACUUGCCCAUCAAGGCGGCCGGAUUCCUGAUGAAGAAGGAGCUUGACUACUUUGCCAAGGCUCUGGAGAAGCCCGAGAGACCGUUCUUGGCCAUUCUCGGAGGGGCCAAGGUGAAGGACAAGAUUCAGCUGAUCAACAACUUGCUGGACAAGGUGGACGAGAUGAUCGUGGGCGGCGGCAUGGCCUACACCUUCCUCAAAGUCCUGCACAACAUGGAGAUUGGCGGGUCGCUGUUCGACGAGGAGGGAGCGGGCAUCGUGCGCGACCUCAUGGCCAAGGCGGAGAAGAACAAGGUGACCAUCACCCUGCCCACCGACUUCAUCACGGCGGACAAGUUUGACGAGAACGCCACCACGGGCACCGCCACGCUGAAGACCGGCAUCCCCGCGGGGUGGAUGGGCCUGGACUGCGGACCAGAGAGCGUGGCCAAGUUCACGGAUGCGAUUGGGCGAGCACGUCUGAUCGUGUGGAACGGGCCCGUGGGCGUGUUCGAGUUCGCCAAGUUUGAGGGCGGCACCAAAGCCGUCAUGGACAAGGUCGUGGAGGUCACCAAGUCUGGCUGCAUCACCAUCAUCGGUGGAGGUGACACGGCCACGUGCUGUGCCAAGUGGGACACGGAGGAUAAGGUCAGCCAUGUCAGCACCGGUGGAGGUGCAAGCUUGGAGCUGCUGGAAGGUAAAGUCCUUCCUGGUGUAGCUGCCCUAAGUGCUGCUUGAAAAGGGAUCUCAAAAGAUGCCUGCGAUGCGCUUCGUCCCAUCCAACAUGCCGAGCAACGAUGUCGUCUUGUCACUCGCCUGCCUCGACCACACGUGUUUUCUCUUCAGCGGUGCAAAUGGUGUCGAGGCGUUUAUUCCAUUAACAACACGACGCCCGUGUCAUUUUGACGUGAGGUUUGCUUGGUGUGAUUUUAGUUGCGUGCAAUGCGGAGCCCUCGGAGCCAACGUUAUCCAGCUGUCGAUGCCACCGGUAAUCUUGUGCAACGUUUCCUAGCAUUUCAGUAUAUGUCGUGGUCUGACAUUGUCGUAUCAUAGUUCGUGCGAGCACGUCGCCAAUUAGAAAGUGGUCAAUUCACGCCGUAUCCUGUGCAAACACCGACCGUGUAUUAAAACAAAAAUAUUCCGCUCGGAUGCAUUCAAUACUUUGACCUAAUGUCCUCUGCUGUGGUGCGCACUGACUGACCCUUGUGCAAAAGAUGGGAUGUAUCUUGCUUGAGCUGCAGUAAUGUACACGUGUUUUGGCUUCACCAAUCAGAGUUGUACGUGCUGUGUGAUAUCGCUCUGCCCAUUUCAAUCACACAAUCACCCUUGCUUGAAUUGGGAACGUUUGUUUGUUGUGUUGUCAUGUUGUACGAAUAAAGUGUGAUGUGCAGUGCA
This is a messenger RNA of Lethenteron reissneri (Far Eastern brook lamprey), 2143 nucleotides long. RefSeq names its product phosphoglycerate kinase-like. Gene Ontology annotation, molecular function: ADP binding; ATP binding; phosphoglycerate kinase activity. Gene Ontology annotation, biological process: gluconeogenesis; glycolytic process. The record is from RefSeq and is a predicted model, not a curated record. Gene Ontology annotation, cellular component: cytosol. Lineage: Eukaryota; Metazoa; Chordata; Hyperoartia; Petromyzontiformes; Petromyzontidae.